Closterium sp. NIES-67 is the source of this 783-nucleotide messenger RNA. Lineage: Eukaryota; Viridiplantae; Streptophyta; Zygnematophyceae; Desmidiales; Closteriaceae. The record is from the annotation of a GenBank genome assembly.
ACCCCCCCUUUCCCUCUUCCUCCCUCCCUCUUUCUCCACGCACCCACCAUCCUGUCCCUGGUGUAGCGCUCAGCCACGUACUGCUGCAGGAUCUGCCCCGUGAUGCGCUGCGCGCUCGCGCCCGUGCCCAUGGGCCAGCGUGCCAGAGGGUGCUGCGGCGCUCGAUCGUUUCCUCCUCUGCGGGAUUCUGCCCCUGCACACGCAAGAGACACACGGUGGGGGGAGGCGGAGGCAAGGGGAAGCAAAAAUGAAGCACAUAGAGGACAGCAGCAGGCGCCUGACGAGCGUGGCCAUUGCGUGGGAGGGCGUGAGCUGGACGCACCCUGACGCCGUGCUGCCCGUGGUGCUGCACAGCAUGCUGGGGGCGUGGCGCCAGGACGAGGACCGUCUGGGUUCCGAAUUCGCUUCCAAGUUGUGGAGUGGCAGCUGCUGUGAGCGCUACACGGCCUUCCACACCAGCUAUACGCUACACGGGCCUCUUUGGCUUCUAUGCGGAAGCCGAGCAUGAGCAGCAGAUGGAUCUGUCAUGGGCCAUGAAGAGAGGGAUCUUCUGCAUCACCCUUGACAUUUGCCCUACUCACGCCGACCACGCUCGCAGACGGCUCAAGCAAUCGUUAGUGCAGCACCUGGACAGCUCAACAGCGGUGGCAGAUGAAAUUGGGCGCCACAUGUUGACAUACGGUCGGCGCGUGCCCCUUGCAGAAAUGAUAGCCUGCAUCAAUGAUGUGGAUGCGAAGACUCUCAGUCAGCCGGCCCGCAGGCUCUUUCUCAACAAGGUAAUGA